AUGGUCGGCUAUGUACCGACUACGGAGUGCCAACCUGUGCCAACGAACCCCAGAGAAACUGCUAUUCGAGGCUUCGUAGGCACGCAAAUCAAUCUCGAGCAGCCAUCAGAGCACCAGACCUUCGACGGGGUCCGUAACCCGGUGGGGCGGCGUGGUGACGGCAAUGCGACAAUUGAUGGCGACACAGCGCUGGGAACAAACGGUUUCCGUCUAAACGGACGUGGAGUAUGGCCGGUAAUUAGCGCUAGUGCGCGGUGCGGUCGCCUUGCCACUAUUUAUAAUGCGAGGUGUCAAAAAACCGAUGUGACCUUGGCGCCCCCGCGCGUCCGCCGUUACGUUCACCUCGGCUCAGGUGGGGCCCGCGAGGAUCAAAAUACGCCCUGCAGGCAGCCGAACAUGACACAAUUUGCCGAUGCCAUCACAUCAAGCGAUCCGCGCUCUAUGGUCAUAUCA
Iphiclides podalirius (scarce swallowtail) is the source of this 453-nucleotide messenger RNA. The record is from the annotation of a GenBank genome assembly. NCBI's taxonomy places the organism in Eukaryota, Metazoa, Arthropoda, Insecta, Lepidoptera, Papilionidae.